Seriola dumerili (greater amberjack) is the source of this 894-nucleotide messenger RNA. RefSeq names its product RNA polymerase II subunit G (gene polr2g). Gene Ontology annotation, molecular function: single-stranded RNA binding; translation initiation factor binding; single-stranded DNA binding. Gene Ontology annotation, cellular component: RNA polymerase II, core complex; P-body. NCBI's taxonomy places the organism in Eukaryota, Metazoa, Chordata, Actinopteri, Carangiformes, Carangidae. The record is from RefSeq and is a predicted model, not a curated record. Bases 102 to 620 code for a protein of 172 amino acids. Gene Ontology annotation, biological process: transcription initiation at RNA polymerase II promoter; positive regulation of translational initiation; DNA-templated transcription. The transcript has 8 exons.
GCGAAUGAGCGACUGGUUUUCAUUCAUCAAGUGACAUACGGUUUGGAUAAUUUAUCAAAACAAGAAUACUAAUCGAGGCCGAAUUGAACAUUGUAACUGACAUGUUUUACCACAUUUCCUUGGAGCAUGAAAUCUUGCUACACCCGAGGUAUUUUGGUCCGAACCUCCUCAACACCGUGAAGCAGAAGCUUUUCACAGAAGUGGAGGGUACCUGCACUGGCAAGUAUGGCUUCGUCAUUGCAGUCACCACCAUUGACAACAUUGGGGCAGGUGUAAUUCAGCCAGGCAGAGGGUUUGUCCUGUACCCUGUGAAAUACAAGGCCAUUGUGUUUCGGCCAUUUAAAGGGGAAGUGGUGGACGCUGUGGUUACUCAGGUUAACAAGGUUGGAUUGUUCACCGAAAUUGGUCCCAUGUCUUGCUUCAUCUCUCGCCAUUCCAUCCCCUCAGAAAUGGAGUUUGACCCCAAUUCUAAUCCUCCUUGUUAUAAGACAGUUGAUGAGGACAUUGUAAUCCAGCAAGACGAUGAGAUCCGGCUUAAGAUUGUGGGAACACGAGUGGACAAGAAUGACAUUUUUGCUAUUGGAUCUCUCAUGGAUGAUUAUCUGGGUCUUGUGAGCUGAUUCAUCCCAGAGGUUUCACAUUACAUGGGACAUUUUAUGUAGUAGCCUAUUUCUUUCUUGGUUAAAAUUGAUAUUUUUCUACACUGAUUGAUUUUGUUUGGUGACAGGUGGUGAAGCCCCAUAGCUACAUUGUUUUGUCGUUAUUUGUUUGUAUUGCAAGUAGUGCAAAAGAAAAUUUACUUGUAAUCAGAAAUAAUUCAUAUGCUUAAUUUUCAGUUUUUUCGUUGAAUUCGUAAUUUUGAUCUCAACUAUAUAUUGAUUGUUUUUUGUAUGU